Molecule: messenger RNA, 828 nt
Organism: Cyphellophora europaea CBS 101466
Lineage: Eukaryota; Fungi; Ascomycota; Eurotiomycetes; Chaetothyriales; Cyphellophoraceae
Exons: 2
Coding region: 1-828 (275 amino acids)
Source: RefSeq, a predicted model, not a curated record
AUGUCUGUCUCAAACUCCGCUAAGUCGCUCAUCCCUAGCGACCCGUCCAAGGUCAUGGUCAUUCGCGACGUGCAUCACACAAUCACCACUUUUUCUACGCCUUUCCUCCGCUUCGGGCGCAUCAAGAUCGGCGGUCGCGGCACUCUCGUCAAGCUACAGUCCGGCUCCCUGGCCAUCUUUUCCCCUGUCGCUCUGACCGACGAAGUCAAGUCCACCAUCGCCAGUAAAGGCGGCGCUGUUCGAUACAUCGUUGCGCCCGACAUCGAGCACCACAUCUUCGUGACGCCCUGGGCGCACGCCUACCCAGAUGCCGAGGUCAUCGGCGUGGAGGGUCUUCCCGAGAAACGCGAAGGCGAUGCGGCGACCAAGGGCGUCAAGUUCCACCACGUCUUUUCUGCGAGCAACAAGCGCGAUCUAAAGGUUAGCCCGGAGUUCGACUCGGAAUUCGAGGUUGAGUAUUUCCACAGCCAUCAGAAUAAGGAACUAGCGGUGUUGCACAAGCCCAGUAGGACACUGAUUGAGGCGGAUUUGUUGUUCAACUUGCCGGCGACGGAGCAGUUCAGUAAGAGCGGUACGGCGGCGACUUCGGGCAUAUUGACCAAGCUGUUUGGAGGAAUAAUGAAUACGAGAGGCAACAUGGCGUGGCAGAAGCGUGCAACGUGGUAUGGACCUGGAAGCAGUGACAGAGCGGCCUUCGGAGAGAGCGCGCGGAGAGUGAGCGGCUGGGACUUUGAUCGUAUUGUGCCGUGUCAUGGAGAUGUAAUCGAAACGGGAGGGAAGGCGAAAUGGGACACCCUGUUCAGCUGGUUCAUGGAGGUCAAAAAGUGA